CGGCCAUUUGAGGCGUAUCACCAGCGCCCACGCUCCGCCUGCUUCCCUCACAUUCACCUUUCGCGCCGCCGGAUCAAGUGCACUCCACCUCUGCGCCGACCGUGUCCGCCGCACCCCAUCUGCAGCCGGCUAUGGCGUCCUUUUUCUCCAGCGUACGCCAAGGACUGGCCGGACGCUCCAACAAGAGCAGCAACCAGCAGGGCAAAGGCGGCAACGGCACCCCUUCACCAACCACCAGCGGACCGUACUCGCCUUCUGCCGCCCCAGGCCAGACACCAAGCUUUCCCCCCAUGCCCCAUUCCCCCGCAUUGUCCUCCGCCAUGUCUUUUGAGAGCCAAGCUACUCAGGAGGGGGCCCCCUCUGGUUCGCGCCGCCCACCCUUCUUCUUUCGCGAAGAGUACUCUUCUUUGAUUGUCCGCGGUAACUUCAUGACUUUGGCUGCAAAGCCCAACCUCGUCGAGGAGGGCGAGUGGCUGGCGCACCAAGUCGUCGAGCAGUACCGCCUGCUGGAACAGAUGAUCAACAUUAUCAAGGUGCCGGAUGAGAGGACCGGGAAGCCUUGCUGCAACCCAGAAGUGUGCCCCACCAUGUCGGCCAGCGGCCACACCUACACAUGGCUCGACAACAACAAGAAGCCCAUCAAGAUCCCCGCUAUCCAGUAUAUCAACCUCGUUCAGAAAUGGAUCUCAGGCAAAAUCACCGACCCCUCCAUCUUCCCCACCGACACCGCCCGCUUCUCAGACUCGGCCUCGAGCUACGCCUCCGGCUCCCUCACCCCAUCAUCUACCCCUCAGCCCCUCGGCCCAACCAGCAUCAAUGCCCCCCUCUCGCAGCUCUCCGGCCGUGAAUGGCUCGGCAAGAGCUCCGGGUUCCCCGAGACCUUCGAGGGCGACAUUAAGAGCAUCUAUCGCCAGAUGAUGCGCUGCUACGCUCACAUCUACCACGGCCACUGGCUCGACCCCUUCUGGCACGCGGGCGCCUACAAGGAGCUCAACACCUGCUUCGUUCACUUCAUCAACGUGGGCAAGCUGUUCAACCUCAUCACCGAAAAGGAGAUCGAGCCCAUGCAGCCCCUCGUUGACCUCUGGCUAUCCAAGGGCUUGCUGCCGCCGCCGCCUCAGGCCGCGCAGGCGCUGAAGGAGGGUGCGCCUCCGAGCGGUGCGCCACAGGGUGUGGCCGUGUAGGGUUUUGCUUGUUGGUCGCUUUAGCGUGCAUGCAGCGGGGAGCCGCCGUCUGGAAUGGCUGGUGUCUGGCACGGGACGAGGGCGGUCCAAAGUUUUACGGCCUGUGUCGUUUGGGAUGAGUGGAAAGCUGGCGAGGAAAUUGGUCGCAUAGGUGGAGUGGGCGUUCAGGUUCUGGGAUGUGCAUUCGGCAUGAUAUAGAAGACUUAUGACUUGCUCGUUGUGAAUGGAAACAAUCUUGCAACCCAACACCCCCUGGUUCUAAUGAGCCG
This is a messenger RNA of Paraphaeosphaeria sporulosa, 1453 nucleotides long. RefSeq names its product protein kinase-like protein activator. The record is from RefSeq and is a predicted model, not a curated record. Gene Ontology annotation, biological process: positive regulation of protein phosphorylation; signal transduction; cell division. The transcript is spliced from 3 exons. Gene Ontology annotation, cellular component: cytoplasm; nucleus. NCBI's taxonomy places the organism in Eukaryota, Fungi, Ascomycota, Dothideomycetes, Pleosporales, Didymosphaeriaceae. Bases 132 to 1184 code for a protein of 350 amino acids. Gene Ontology annotation, molecular function: protein kinase activator activity.